Molecule: messenger RNA, 2169 nt
Organism: Neopelma chrysocephalum (saffron-crested tyrant-manakin)
Lineage: Eukaryota; Metazoa; Chordata; Aves; Passeriformes; Pipridae
Gene: ADGRG7
Product: adhesion G protein-coupled receptor G7
Biological process (GO): cell surface receptor signaling pathway; G protein-coupled receptor signaling pathway
Cellular component (GO): membrane
Molecular function (GO): G protein-coupled receptor activity
Source: RefSeq, a predicted model, not a curated record
AUGCCUUCCGUCCACUGGGACAGAAUAUUUGUUGGAAUUACGUGUUGGACUGUGACCCUUUGGGCACUGUGUAUUUGGCAGCUCCUCAGGUUUAAAGCAGGAACUUGCUGGCUGAGGAGCAGGCCUGCUGGAAGCUACCUGGGAGUGAUGAUGGAUGCCAAGUUCAGUAUGAGCCAAGAGCACAUGGUUCAUUGCCAAGGCAGAAGAGCAGCUAUGUUAUGUGGAGGCAGACAGGUCGAUGGACACUAUUACUCUUCCCUUCCUGGCACUGUUAAUUUUUGUGAUGACAGUACUAGCACAGUGAACAUUUCUGAAAGCAAUAUAAAACCCCUUACUUUUGAACGGAUCAUAGUGGGUAAGUAUGGCAACUCCAAAUUAAAAUGUGAACCUGAUGCUGUGAAUGGUAAUGCUUCAAUAAAAAUCCAGAUGUGCUCCAGAGAAGGGAAAAAUCCUACUUUAAAGCCCCACCAAAUUCUGAAUUGUAAUGAAAAUCUGGACUCCUUAGUAUCACAGGUCGAAACUGAAGGCCCCAGCAAGUUUUCAGCUAUUGCAAGUAACACUCAAAUCCUCACCUUCAUGCCAGACCAACUGACCACACAAAACUUCACUGCUGCUGCAAACGUCGCAGUGCAGAUUAUGGAAAAGCCAAAUGUUUCAGAAGACUUUCAGGCAUCUGUGGCAGUAAUGGCUACGGUGAGUCAACUCUUGGAUGCCAAUGAAACAGAAUUCAUCCACAAUAAUCUUGUCAACGUUACAUCAAGCCUCACAAAAACAGUGGAGGAAUUUUCUUUGACUGGCAACAUCUCACAGCCCAAUGUUGCAAUCCAGUCUGCUCUACUGAAAUUAAGCUCCUCUAUGAUCCUGUUUUUGGCACAGAGAAAUACACCACUGGGGAAGUGCCAGUCAACAAAACUAGAAAUACAGGAAAAUGUUCCUGGGCUUCUUGGUGACCUCAGUACUGAAGUUCAGAUACUGUUCAACAUUUUAAGUAACAGUUCAUCAGACAAUGGAAAUGUUGGAUUUGUCCUGUAUCAAAACUACAAACUCAUCCAGCCAAGGAUUUAUCAGAGUUGCAAUAGUUUGUCUAAACAAAUCAUCUCUGGAGACAUUGAUGGCGAAACAGCGAGCAGUGUUGGAAUAGCCUUCGGUCCCAAGUACAACACAUCUGAACUGCAGCUGCGUGAUCAUGUCUGUGUCUUUUGGGACUACUCCGUCAAUGACUGGAGCACCACCGGCUGUGCAAAAGGAAGAGACCAGUUCUUGAGAUGCAGGUGUAAUCAUACAACUAAUUUUGCUGUCCUGAUGGCCUUUCAGAUCAAAUAUAUAUAUGCAAAGCCUUUGGAGUAUAUUUCUUAUAUUGGUCUUGAUUUGUCCAUGGCUGGCCUGAUUACUAUCAUUUUGUUUCAAAUAUUCACUAGGAAAACUCGAAAGUCAUCUGUAACAUGGACAUUAGCGAGUCUCUUUUUAAUGCUCAUUUUUAACAUCAUCUUCAUCUCUGGAAUUGAAAACCAUAAUGCCAGGAAUCACAGCAGUGAUACUACCAGCUACCACCAGCAAUACCUUCCUUAUGAUAACACCAGUAACACCUUAUUCACUUCUGACACAGUAGAUCCUCCCACAGACUCCUGGUGUACAGCUGUGACUGUCCUACUCUGCUAUUUUUUCUUGGCAACAUUUACGUUGACGGCACUCAGUUCUGCACAAUUGUACUUAUUGUUGCUUAGAGCCAUGAAGCUGCUGCCUGGACAUUUCCUUGUAACCAUGUCAGUAAUCGGAUGGGGAAUCCCUCCCAUAGUAGUUGCAAUAACACUCAGAGUUACUUACAGAGGAGGAAAAGCUUAAAACUACCGACAGAAAGAAUUUUGCUGGCUUGCAGCACUGGACCAAAAUCAGAAUUUUAGUGUGCAAAAGCUGAUGUUGUGGUCAUUCCUCUUGCCAGCAGCACUCAUAGCCCUGUUUAACAUCUUGAUCUUCAUCAAGAUCAGUACCUCUGUAAUAUGCAAGAAGAAUGAAAAUUUGACAAGGAAUAAAAAGGAUUCACUAAUGAAAAAUAUGAUUAGCACUAUCUCUACAUUUGUAGUGCUCAGAAUCACCUGGACCAUAGGCUACCUCAUGUUAAUGAGCCAUUAAAAAUCAAGUCUUGUUUUCAGCUGUCUGUUUUGCAUUUGA